UGUUGAUGAGUCACACGGAACCCAUCAAUGUGGGAGUUGCACUUGAACCAGUACAAAAGGGGAGUGUUUUGUUUAUUAUGCUAUUUUGCGUCAGUGAGUUAGUGAAUUAUUUAGCAAUCGCCUCAAGGGGACGUCUAUAAAACCGGCGAGGAAAGUAGACGAUAGUAAAACAAUCUAAAAAGGAUAGAGGACCUAUUUAAGUUGGUGGCAUUACAAGUCAAGAGUUUGAUAGCGAGCACUCACCGAAAUACCCACCAUGAAGUUACUGAUGUGGGGCCAGUGUCUUGGUGCUCAGUUCGUCUUAUUUUGGGUUCUGGAGUUUGGGGCGGGUGUUAAUUCUGAUGAAUUAACUCUACCACAAGAUGUGCUGCAGCAGCAAAUAGAAGAUAUUCCUUCUGACGUCCUAGAAGCAUUUCGGAAGAAAGGUAAAGAUAAACCAAAGCAGACAAAUCGGCCACGUCAUACUGGGGUCUCGUAUAUUGCACCACGUGGUUUCAUACCAAACAGUGAAUGUGUGGGAUUUUCUGGCUGUGGAUCAGUGCCUCCUGAAUUGGAUUUCCCACCUGGCCAUCCAAGUGCAAACAACAUCGAGAAUAUUUGUCUUUAUGGUAGUAAGCGGCCUACAUAUGGACAAGAUAGUUUGCCACUAACAGGAAUGAGUCAUCUCCGCAGGCAGGGUAAUGCCAUUAACCAAAUUGAAGCUGGUUUUGCAAACUGCUGCCUUAAACCAGAUAAACUCAAGUGUGCAGAAGAAGUGUGGGAUUCCGCUUUGAAAGCGUUCUGUGAGGAAGAAUUUGCUAUAAAAACCAGGCAUUACCACUGCUGCAAGGAAAACAAAUCCUCUGAGAGAGCUGCCUGCUUUGAGAAAGCUGCACCUUCCCCAAAUUAUGAUCUUCGAAGUUCAGAUGUUGCAGCAACAGAAAAUAAAGAUGAGCAUGUAGUUGAAGUUACCAUAGAAGGCCCACUUUGCAUGAUGUCAGCUGAUAAAUGUAUCAAACAUAUUCAUAUGAAAGGCAGGAAGCCUACAUUUCCUGGGAUUAGCUUUCCACCAGGUGAACCCACACACAGUAACCUGAAGAACAUUUGUAAGUUACAGAAGCUACGCCCACGUUAUACUAAGGCUUCCAUGCGAAAUGUGCAAGUGGAUGCAAUCCGUCGUCAAACUGCUGCUCUCAACCAAGUGGAACAUGGAUAUCGGAUGUGCUGCAAUGGUACAGAUGUCCUAACAUGUACCAAGGAGAAGUGGAAUAACGUAUUGAAGAAUUUCUGUAAAAAGGAGACGUCCAUAAAGACCAGUUGGUAUCCAUGCUGUAUAGAUAAGCCAGACAGAAUAAUGACCUGCUUUUCAAAAGCUGCUCCAUAUCCAAACUAUGAUCGUGAGAUUCAGAUUAUUGAUGUGAGGACAGACAUCAAUGCUUCACAUGGGAAUAUAUUUUGUGGACGUUUUAAACUGUUGUCAAAGGAGUUUCCAGUAUCAGUACUUGUUCAGGGAAUCCGAAAGAAUUGCUGUCAUGUGAUGGAUGAUAAGAUAGAGCAGUGCAUUAAAAAUGAGAAAGAGACACUACCUGAGACAUUGUGCAGAAGGAGUGAUCAGUCAGAAGUAAAAUCUGGGAAGUACUGGAGACGUUGUUGUUCAGAGAGGGCAAGAGAGACAUGCUUCAGUGAAAGAUUCCUCAGCAAGGUGACCGUGGCCUUUCCCCAGAAAAAUAACAUUGUAUGAAUAAUGGAUUUUGUGGGAGCAGAUGUUAACAUCUGUAAAUUUCAGUUACUUACUUUUGCACUAGACUCAAAUGUAAUCUUUUAAAGGUGCCAUUUAUGCUUAUAAUUGUUCCAGUUAACCCCAUAAGCAAAUCAGAAGCAAGAGCAACAGAGUUUCAGAUGAUAUUAAAGUAAUAAGGUAGCUUUGUGCUAUUAUAUUCAGUAUAGUAAACAGAUUCAUUUUCUUACCAGGCUUCCAGGUAGUUCACAUAUUGCUAAUAAUUGUUUGCGUUUAUGAUAGUGUAGGUAAUAUGCCAAAUGGAUAAAUAAUCAAGGACCAGCAAUGUAACACACUUUUGUUCCUGCUACCUUCCAACAUCCUGGCAGAGAAAAAAAUUAAAGGUAAUUUCAUUUUGGCAUCUGACUUCCAGGAAAAGUAAUGUAUGAUAGAUUAAUUACCAUAUGUACUGAAGUGUCAGUUGUUAAAUAUGCUUUGUUUUCUUAUGUGACAGAAUAUCUAACAAAAAUGCCAGAUUGUUAUAUUGUUUCACCCAUUAAGGCAAACAUAACUAUUUUAUUACUGUUAACAAAUGUAAACUAUGAAAUGAGUACAAUAAAUACAAAUCAUUGUAACAUU
Protopterus annectens (West African lungfish) is the source of this 2335-nucleotide messenger RNA. It is a transcript of the gene ECM1, whose product is annotated as extracellular matrix protein 1. Gene Ontology annotation, biological process: signal transduction; regulation of bone mineralization. Gene Ontology annotation, cellular component: extracellular region. The record is from RefSeq and is a predicted model, not a curated record. The coding region runs from base 257 to 1720 and encodes 487 amino acids. Lineage: Eukaryota; Metazoa; Chordata; Ceratodontiformes; Protopteridae. The transcript is spliced from 7 exons.